GGAUAUUUCCGGGGCGGUACCGAGAAGCUGAAACGGAAGUGGCGUAGGGCAUGCGCCGGUGGCGUGAUGGAGCAGCAGCCUCAGCAACAACAGCAACUUAGAAACCUGCGUGACUUCCUGUUGGUCUACAAUCGGAUGACAGAACUCUGCUUCCAGCGCUGUGUGCCCAGCUUGCACCACCGAGCUCUGGACGCUGAGGAGGAGGCCUGUCUGCACAGCUGUGCUGGGAAGCUGAUCCAUUCCAACCACCGCCUCAUGGCCGCUUACGUGCAGCUCAUGCCUGCUCUGGUACAGCGCCGCAUCGCAGACUACGAGGCUGCCUCGGCUGUGCCAGGCGUUGCUGCUGAACAGCCUGGGGUCUCUCCAUCAGGCAGCUAGCCAUCCCCAACCCCAGGAAGGAAGGCCCUGGACGGACUUCUCUGAUUGAAGGACCCCAGUGGACCUUGGGGUUGGUGAAUCCUAUACAGAGAGAAUUCGAGGUUGCCUGAAAGCUGGGUGUCCUUGCUCCUUUUCCUGGAGCCAAUAAACCCGCUUUUUAUUCGGUUUGAUUUAUAUUCUGGGCAAGGAAGCUUUGCCUGCUUAAUUGGCACAAUCCUUUGUUCUGUCAUUUAGUACAUAUCCGCUGGCUUCAGCCUUGGCAGCUGAGGAAUUUUCUUCUAUAUGUAUAAGGAAAACCUGAGCAUUUGUAGGCAGCUGGUUAAAGCAGGCUCUGUGUGUACAGUUUUAAGAUGGGUAAUAUGUCAUGCUUUACCUUAGUUCAUCUUUACAACAAAACUGUGAGUAAGAGGUAUUAGCCUCAUUUAACAGAUGAGGAAGCAAGAAUCCAGAAUGUACCAGAAGGCCAAUUUAUACAACAGGAAAUUGGUUCCUGCCCAGAUGACAGGAAAUGGGAGCUCUGUCUAGUUGUCCUUAAGUCUGACUGACUUCAAUGGCUCAUAAUCGUGAGCCAAGUAUUUGUUGGUUCAUAACUGUUUUGUGAACUAUGUCUUACAUGUCUAGAAUUCUGCUGGAUCUAGGAAAGGAGAAGCUAUCUAAGUACAACCGGUCAGAAAAACCACAGGGCUUUUAGGUACUGCCUCCUUGAGAAGUUAGUGGCCACAGAAGAGAGAUGAAACCUGUAAGAAGUCUGGGGUCUUUUGGAACUUCAGCCAUUUCCCCAGCUUGUUACUUUCUUAGUAUUUACAGUCUUCCCAGGAUGAGCAGUAAAACCUUUGAACAAAGAAGUCUGUGCUUGUCUUCAGGGGCAAUCAGUAAGGGAGAAAGUUGGGCACAUAAUCUGCAAUACAGCCAAAUCUGAGGGAGAGAAACGGAAGGGCUAAAGGGACAAGUAGAUGGCAGUCGUUGUGAUAAAAAGGAUAAAACUAAAUAUUUGGGACUUCUUAAUGCUACUUUAAUGUUUCACUGCUUGUCUAGAAUUUCCUAAUUCCAGCUUUCUAUCAUCUGCCCCAUACUGGUUCCAUGGAAAUCUGUGAUUUCUAAUUCCAGCCUCUCCAUUCUUUUCUCAUUAUUGCCUCCCCCACCUCCCACCUUUGUGUAAUUUACUUCUGUAUUCAGCAGCCUGAAUAGCAUACCAUUCCAUCACCCUAUUUUCUUGCCACCAUUGGCCAUCUUUUUGUAUCAUUCUACUUAUUCUGUCUUUUCUGUUCCUCCAAACUACUAGACUAAAACAGUUGUGUAAUGAAUGCCACUAAAUAUUCAAGGCCUCCAACCUUAGCCAAGUCCUCACAUCUACACGCAGUCCUUUACCUUUAUGGGUUCCUGGUCCAUUUCCUUCUCUAAUUACCAUGGCAGUUAUUUUAUACCUUCACUAUUGUCCUUAAUCACAUACCCCACAUCAAGUGACCCUGUUUCUUUUUUUAAAGGAAUUGAAGCUCUUAGACAUUGGUUCCACAGUAAUAAAUUUUAAAAUUUCUUACAACUACGCACAAAGCAGAUGUUCUGUUCUAUCUACAGAGCAGAAAAUUUAAAUUCUCAAGUAGCAAGCCCAGUAUUAAAGUGCAGAUCUGACUUUAAAGUCCAUGUUCAUUUUACUCACCAGGCUGCCUCUUAAGAUGGUAUUUAUUGAGCACCCACUUUGUAUAGGUUCUGAUUUUGGUAGAUGUCAUGUUUUAUCUAAUCUUUAUAAUGCAACUAUAAGAGGUAUUAGCCUCACUUAACAGAUGAGCAAGCAACAAUCCAGAAUGUGCCAGAAGACCCUUUUAUAGACAGUUCUUGUUUUUGUUUUUGAGAUGGAGUCUCACUCUGUCUCCCAGGCUGGGGUGCAGUGAUGCUAUCUUGGUUCACUGCAACUUCUGCCUCCCGGGUUCAAGCAGUUCUGCCUCAGCCUUCCGAGUAGCCUGGGAUUACAGGCAUGCGCCACCAUGCCCAGCUAAUUUAUUUGUAUUUUUAGUAGAGACGGGUUUCACCACAUUGGCUGGGCUGCUCUCGAUCUCCUGACCUUGUGAUCUGCCUACCUUGGCCUCCAAAGUCCUGGGAUUACAGGCGUGAGCCACUGCGUCGAGUCUAUAUACAGUUUCUUAUUGAGAAAAAAUAGUUCCAAUCAUAUUUUUUGCCCCCUUUAGCUGCCAUCUCUUGAACAGAAAAGUUUGUUUGGAUGGUAAAAGUUGCUGACCAGGACCUUCCCCACGGAGUUGCUUUCUAUUUAAUGAAAUUAUUGUCCUUGGGAAAUAUAAAUGCAAGUAAAACAGGUUGUGAACUUCUUAACUUCCAGAAGACAGGAGGAUGGGACCUGUGAUACCAUGCUGCCAGUGGGAGGACUCUUCCACAUCAACAUUUGUGUGUAUCCUUGCAAUAAACUUCCAUUGUGAAUA
Messenger RNA from Cebus imitator (Panamanian white-faced capuchin), 2810 nucleotides. It is a transcript of the gene TIMM10B, whose product is annotated as translocase of inner mitochondrial membrane 10B. The record is from RefSeq and is a predicted model, not a curated record. NCBI's taxonomy places the organism in Eukaryota, Metazoa, Chordata, Mammalia, Primates, Cebidae. The transcript has 3 exons. Gene Ontology annotation, cellular component: mitochondrial intermembrane space chaperone complex. Bases 67 to 378 code for a protein of 103 amino acids.